UUAGGUACCCGAGGCCCGGGGCGGGAGAAGUCACUUCCUCCCAGAGAUCUUGUAUCCUAGCAACCGCCCCCCACCUCCGUUCUUAGUCCCGCCUCCACGCUUCCUAAGAAGCCAGGUCUCUGGAAGCAGCCAGGCGCAGGCCGGGUAGAGGGGCCAGCCGCUGGGUUCUCGGGUCGCGGGCUGCCCUCCGCAGGAAAGUCAGCCAACAUCAGAGGUUGAAUUAUUCCUAUCAUUUGUUAGCCACUUUAUAAAGGUCAAGAAUUAAAACACACUAUGUCUGAUGAAGUUUUUAGCACAACUUUGGCAUAUACAAAGAGUCCAAAAGUCACCAAAAGAACUACUUUCCAGGAUGAGCUAAUAAAAGCAAUUACAGCUCGCUCAGCCAGACAAAGAAGUUCUGAAUACUCAGAUGACUUUGACAGUGAUGAGACUGUUUCCUUAGGUGAUUUUUCUGACACCUCAGUAGAUGAAAAUUCAGUGAAGAAAAAAAUGAAUAAUUUUCACAUAUCAGAUGAUGAAGAAAACAAUUCUCCCAAACUGUCUUUUUUGAAAACCAAAAAAUCAAGCAAUGAUGUGAGGAAACAUGAGCCAGUAGUCUCUAUCAAAAACGAUGACAUUGCACUUGAUAAUGGUGAAGGCAUGAUUGUAAAUCCCUUACCUGAAUCUCAAAAUAAACAACAGGAAGUUGAAAAAGAGAAAAUUAAAAUGGAAACUAAACCUAGAAUUCUUCCAAUCAAAAGUACAUCUUCAGAGAAUAACAGCAGCCUUGAAGCAGACAGCCAAUUUAAGCCUUCACCUCGCCCCAGGAGCAUGUUGAAAAAGCACAGCCAUGGGGAGAAGAAAGAUAGCCUACGAGACAAUAGAGAAACUGUCCCACACGAAGAUUUAGAGGCACAUUCCACACCUUCGUUCCUCCCAAGGCUGAAUGACAGACAGCCAGAAGCUGAGAAGAAUGCAUUCUCUGAAAACCUUGAUCCCGAGGAUCCACAGUUAACAAGUAUACCAUCAUCAUCUGUUAAAGAAAAUCUUAAAGAUUCCUUUUCACUAGGAUCUGAAGAGAAAGCCUCCAUUACAGUAGAUCAGAAUGAAGAACGCACUGAAAGCCAUAAUUCCUUGAAAUCAACCGAAAAUGAAAAGAACUCCUUUUUGAUAGACUUUGUUACUACUACACUUGAGAAACCCAAGGAAAGUCAAGUGACUGUUGGUGAUGUUGAAGAAGAAAAGGAGAAAGCUGAACUGAUUAUGAAUGAUGACUUAACAGCUAAAGAUCCACCACUACUACAGCUUCAGAGUAUCUUAUGUACUGAGUCUUCAAAGAAAGCAAUUCAAGAUAGAAAUAUGAAGAAUAAAAAAUCAACAAAUAAUAGAGCCUCCAGUGCAUCUGGCAGAUUAAUGACCUCUGAGUUCUUAAAGAAGCCUAGUUCUCUAAGGAGGAUUCCAUCGACAGCUCCAGCUUCUCACUAUUUAGGGACUUUGAGAGUCUUGGACCAAAAGCCCUCACAGAAACAGAACACAGAACCUGACAGAGCAGAUAAUCUAAGGGCAACUGUUUAUCAGGAGUGGUUAGAAAAGAAAAAUAUUUAUUUACAUGAAAUGCACAGAAUUAAAAGAAUUGAAAGUGAAAACUUAAGGAUUCAGAAUGAACAGAAGAGAGCUGCUAAGAGAGAAGAAGCCUUAGCAUCAUUUGAGGCCUGGAAAGCCAUGAAAGAAAAGGAAGCAAAGAAGAUAGCUGCAAAAAAAAGGCUUGAGGAAAAAAACAAAAAGAAAACUGAAGAAGAAAAUGCUAUGAGAAAAGGAGAAGCAUUGCAAGCUUUUGAAAACUGGAAAGCAAAAAAGAUGGAAUACCUUAAGGAGAAAAAUAAAAAAGAGAAAGAAUGUGAAAGAGCAAAGAAACAGAAAGAGGAGGAAACUGUUGCUGAGAAAAGAAAAGAUAACUUAACUGCUGUUGAAAAAUGGAAUGAAAAAAAGGAAGUUUUUUUCAAGGAAAAGGAAAAAGUAAAAAUACAUGAGAAAAGAAAAGAAGAACUGAAAAGAGCUGAGAAAAAGGAAAAAGAUAAACAAGCUCUCGAGGAAUAUGAAAAAUGGCUGUCAUCCUACUGGGUACGACAGAGAUUGAGAUGGUUGGAUGGCAAAACCAACUUGAUGGACAUGAGUUUGAUCAAGCUCCAGGAGAUGGUGAUGGAGAGGGAAACCUGGCAGUCCACGGAGUUGCAAAGACUUGGACACAACUGAGCUACUGAACAGCCACAAAAUUUGCUCAUUUUUUUUAUUAAUAGUUGUUGCCUGUGCCUUUGGUGUCAUGCCAGGUAAUCAUUGUCAAGUCUAAUGUCCUGAAGUUUUUGUCCUAAAUAAGAAGCUCAAUUUUCGGAAAGAUGGGGAAAAAACUUAUAUAAGGACUUUGAAACAUUAAUUAGAUUUAUCCUCAGGUUUCCAAGGAGCUAGACAAAUGGAGGUUUAGGGAAGGAAGAAGUAAGCUAAACUCACUUGAAGGCUUCCUUCUCUUGUUCAUUUGUAAAACCACCCUGUUGUUUGAAACACCGCCAUGAGAUUUCUGAGACCAGUGCUGCUGGGCUUCUUCAGAGGAACACAGAAUGACUGCAGACCCUGCCCAUGUCCUCACUGGGGAGGAAUUUCAUCAAGGCACCAGGGCUCACAAACUCCAGGGAAUCCCGGCCCUCAAGACUGGUCUCCUUUCUUCCAGUCAGCUUCAGGUUAGAGGCCCAGGUACCCCUAUCCUGGCUCCAACCUUCAGGGCCUGGAUUCUGGGACAGCGUAAGAGUAAGCAAGACCCUUACACUCCUUUAUCUGCCCGGGGGUUAGACUAUCUAAAAAGCUGCAACUAACAGAUCAUGGAGGGCUGAGUGCUUGCAGCAAGUAUGGGUGGAAAGAUGGGAUGUGAGUUCCUAUGUCAGCCAGGCCUUUCCAGGGUGAAGAUCUGUGCAUUUUUGCCUGGGCAGUCAACUCCCCAUGUCAUCCUCCCAGGGAGCCCAGAUCCAUGAUUAUGAAGACAGAGGCUUUCCCCUUGCUUAUCUGUAACUUCCCACUCCCACAGUGAGGAGCCUGGCUCCCACCAUCUGCCAUUUAUCUGUGCAUUGCUCCUUUCCAGGUUACAUGUGCAGAGGUUUCGGCAUCCUUAGCUACUACAUCCUGGAAAAGAACUCCAUAAAAUAAAGCCCACUGUUUACGACAGUCCAUGUUGCCUUUUGUCUACAGAUUCUGUUCAUUUCCAAAGUUAACUUAGGUUAGCACCUUCUCCUCCAUCCCCUACAGUUGAGUUUUCCCAUACAUUUCUAAUAUGGUUACAUUCUGCCAUAUUGUGUAUUCCAUCCUGUGACACUCCCACAACCUAAAUAACUACAUUUGAAUAAAUUAUGACUGACCCCUUGGGCUAUACAAAUCUAUGGUCUUAGACAAAUGCAUAGUGACAGUUAUCCAUUUUAUUGUAUCACUUCAAACCCCCCACUCCAGGAUUGGCUUACCAUCUAGUAGCUUUGCCUUUCCUGGAAAGUUAUAAAUGGGGUCAUACUGUGUGCAGCCUCUUCAUACUGGAUUCUUUCACUUAACAGUAUACACUGAAGAUUUAUCAACAUGUUUCCAUUGGUUGAUGGUUCACUGCUUUCUAUUGCUGAGUAGUAUUUCAUUUUAUGUGUACAGGAGGAAAAACAAUUUUUACUCUGUCUUUCUAGAUUCUUGGUUGAGAACCCCCUUGUAUUAAAAGAUUACUAAGAGAAAAAAAGAAGUUAAUGGCGUGUAUACCUUCUCUGUACAAGGGAAUUACCCAGAAAAACUAAGUUACUCCCAGAAAUAGCCAAAGCUAUCACCUUAAAUAUAAAUCUUCAGAUAAAAACAAAAGAAGACCUUGUGAAAGAGGGGACGCCAGUUGUGGCAGGAUAUUAUGAAAAGCAGGGUACACAAGGGUAUGAUUGUUUGCAGAUUUAAGUCAGGGCUUCUACAGUGAUGAGUUACUUGAGAUUUAAUCAUUCUUCUAUUUCUGGUGCAAAGAAGGACACGUGUGCAUGUUCAGGCAUGCCUGACUCUUCACGAACCCAAGGACUGUAGCCCG
This is a messenger RNA of Capra hircus (goat), 4063 nucleotides long. It is a transcript of the gene MAP9, whose product is annotated as microtubule associated protein 9. Gene Ontology annotation, molecular function: microtubule binding. The record is from RefSeq and is a predicted model, not a curated record. NCBI's taxonomy places the organism in Eukaryota, Metazoa, Chordata, Mammalia, Artiodactyla, Bovidae. The transcript has 14 exons. Gene Ontology annotation, biological process: mitotic spindle assembly; regulation of mitotic cytokinesis; mitotic cytokinesis. The coding region runs from base 274 to 2232 and encodes 652 amino acids. Gene Ontology annotation, cellular component: astral microtubule.